GCCUGCAUCGCGGGUUAAACGAACGAGCCGGCAGUUCUGACUACCUACUGCUUUGUUAUGCUGAACGUGUGUUGUCCUGGGACGGGUGCCGUAAGGCAGGGGCCCCGGCUGAGCCAGCCUCAGUACGGUUAGUGGAUGGUUGGACUCAAUCAUCUUAAAGUUGCCUUUUCUAACCAAAACGAUUCUGUGAGAUGUGAGAUGCUGGAACUCUGCCAGGCCCCUGCAUGGUUUCCUGGGCCAUAGUUGAUCAGAGAUUGCAGCACUGAAGCUGUUCUGUGCUCUUUAAACUGAAGAGUAACUGAAAAGUGGAAGACUUCUGACAUGAUGCAUUUUUUUCUGUGGAUGGGCAUAUAAGAUUGGUUUUGAAGACGUUCUAAGAGCCCUUUUUACAAAACUAUCUCAAGUUCACAUUUGUGUUCAGAGGAAGCAAGAAGAAUGUCACAAAAACACCUGAAAGAAGCCUUUAUCAGCAACUUAAACGGAACUAGUUUGCUGGAGAUCUCAGCAGGCCUGGCUUUGGCUCCGCUCUGCCUGCUCUGCAGAGGGCUUCUCUUAAUUUUGUACUACCUGCACUACGGGAAACAUCUACAUUCCAGGAAAUACAGCCUGCUGCUUGACUUCCUUGUGCUGGUAUCCCCUCUCCUGUUUUGCUGUACAGUCCUGUCUCAAAUCAUCUUUUUCAUGCCAGCUAUCAUUGCAACCUUCUGUGCUGGAAUAUUUUGUGUAGUGUACAGCCAGAGGAAGCAUGAGAUCCAGGUGCCUUUUUGGCACAUUGUGAAAGACUUCCAGAAGACACCCUUGGAUCCAGAAUACAUUCCAGCAAUAACCGUGUUCCGUGUUUAUGUCAAUGUGCUGACAUCCAUCAGCAUCUUAGCAGUGGAUUUCCCACAGUAUCCAAGGAGAUAUGCCAAAGCCGAAACCUAUGGAACUGGAGUUAUGGAUCUGGGCGUUGGAGCUUUUAUUUUUGGUAACGCUCUUGUUUGUCCUGAAGUUAGAAACAAGUCUAAUGCAAGACAACCAAGAUUUUCCAGUCUGGCCAAGCAGUCCUUCUCUACUUGGCCGCUGAUUUUUCUUGGCAUUGGACGGCUGCUUAGUGUUAAAUCUCUAGAGUAUCAUGAGCAUACUUCAGAGUAUGGAGUGCACUGGAAUUUUUUCUUUACCUUGGCAUUUGUGAGGCUUGCAGCAUCUCUACUUUUAGCCAUAUUUCCAAAAACUAAGUCUUGGAUCAUUGCUAUAAAUCUUGCUGUAUUUUACCAGCUUAUUCUUAACACUACUUCUCUGAAGAUGUUUAUCCUGCAUGGGAGCAAUGGCAGAGACACCAGGGUUGGCUUUGUGAAUGCCAACAGGGAAGGGCUGCUCUCCCUUUUUGGCUAUCUAGCCAUCUACAUGGCAAGCAUCCAAGUGGGACUCUGUCUGCUGAAGUGCAGACCCUCAGUCAGAGGCUGGACUGAAGCAGUGUGUUUCUCACUGCUGAUUAUCUGCCUGCUCUUUGUGUUUCUCUGGGUCUCUCAAGCAUAUGCAGACCCCGUGUCCCGCCGGAUGGCUAACCUGUCCUACUGCAUCUGGGUGGUUGCUCACUGCCUGACUUUAUUUCUCUGUUUUGUAGUGACUGACCUCACCCUGGUGUUCACAAAGCUGGUCGUGAAGGGGGCCAGCGUGCCCUGCUGCUGGGACAUUGGAAACCCCACCACCACCAGUAGAAGGCAUGAACUGGAAGCUGUGCCUGGGUGGAGGGAAGGCAAGCUGUCACACACUUGCCUGAUUAGUGCUAUUAAUAAAAAUCAAUUACUGUUUUUCUUGCUAGCAAAUGUUAUGACUGGUGCCAUCAAUAUCCUGAUAGAUACAGUCCACUGCAAGGCUGCAUUUACGUUAUGCAUACUGCACUUCUAUAUGUUUUUAAUCUGUUUAAUUAUGCAUGUAUUGCACACCAAAAAUAUAGUAGUAAAGUUUUGGUGAGGCCAUUCUUUCCAGCUGAAGUUUGCUUGAUGCAAUUGAUUGUAUUUUAAUAGGGAAAAAUAUUAUUUUCCCUGUAUGUACUGCAAUAACUUAUAAUUUGGUAGAGCUUUUUAUGAUGUAGUGCUUUUUUUGAUGUUUUACCAAAUUAUAUAGUUAGUGCUGCUGCCUGUUGUUGUCACACAUUUUGCUGAAAAGUUAAGUUUUUGAGCUUGUUUCUGAAUCCUCCUGCUGCUGCUCCUGAGAAGAGUAACAGUAUGUUCAGAUCUGGUGAAGACCGCCCAUACCCAGCUGCUGGGAAAAUUAGAUAACAACACAGAGCAGAAGCCAGAUGAAAAGUAAGAAAAUGAGUAAUUAGAGAGAGACAUAGCUGUGCAAGAUUUAGCUAGGUAAGUCCCUUGCAUGUAUUGUGUAAGUGGAUACUUCAAAAUGUUUUGGCCUCAGUCUUGCAAAGAUUUAUGCUUGUGCUUGCCUUUGAUGGACGUAAUUUGAUGUGGGAUGUUAAUCAUACACUGAAAUCUAAAUUAGCCUUUGAUUUAAAGCUAAGUCUUACUUUCUUCCUUGCUGAUGAAUAUAAAUGAAGAACCUGACAUAAAGCAUGAUGCUGUGGUUAAAAUUCAACUGGAUUCAUAAAAACAGUUGUUGGAAUGUGUGGUGCAGAUAAUAAAAGCAGCACAGCCUUUAUGAGAAAAUAAGAGAGAUGCAGAACUAAUUCACCCCCAGCCUGCACACCAACAUGUUGUGACAGCUCGUCUUUAGGAAGGCUGUAAAAUACGGUCUUCAGCUCCACUUUGAAAGUACUUGAGGCCCACCUACUUGUCUAUACAGUCACUUAAAACAGCAGCUCGUUUGGUGCUGUGUUUUGACAGCUGAGAUGCCUUCAAGUGGGAACGUUCUGUAUUAAUUUGUAUUUGCACAGUGUGCAAAAGGA
This is a messenger RNA of Dryobates pubescens (Downy woodpecker), 2884 nucleotides long. It is a transcript of the gene PIGW, whose product is annotated as phosphatidylinositol glycan anchor biosynthesis class W. Bases 436 to 1956 code for a protein of 506 amino acids. Gene Ontology annotation, molecular function: glucosaminyl-phosphatidylinositol O-acyltransferase activity. Gene Ontology annotation, cellular component: membrane; endoplasmic reticulum. The transcript has a single exon. NCBI's taxonomy places the organism in Eukaryota, Metazoa, Chordata, Aves, Piciformes, Picidae. Gene Ontology annotation, biological process: GPI anchor biosynthetic process; protein localization to plasma membrane. The record is from RefSeq and is a predicted model, not a curated record.